Messenger RNA from Helianthus annuus (common sunflower), 534 nucleotides. RefSeq names its product glutamyl-tRNA(Gln) amidotransferase subunit A, chloroplastic/mitochondrial-like. Bases 60 to 290 code for a protein of 76 amino acids. Lineage: Eukaryota; Viridiplantae; Streptophyta; Magnoliopsida; Asterales; Asteraceae. The record is from RefSeq and is a predicted model, not a curated record. The transcript is spliced from 3 exons. Gene Ontology annotation, molecular function: catalytic activity.
GUAACCACUGUAUUUUUCUUCUUUGAUAUAUAAGUGAAAAGAAAAACGAUCCGCUGGCAAUGUAUGCUGGGGAUAUCAUGACGGUGAAUGUGAAUUUGGCUGGAUUGCCAGCAUUGGUUUUGCCAUGUGGCUUUGUUAAAGACGGCACUGCUAGCCUUCCUAUCGGCUUUCAAAUGAUUGGCGCUGCAUUUGAUGAGGAGAAAUUGCUUAGAGUGGGUCAUAUCUUUGAGCAAAUGCAUCAAGGUUACAGGUUUAUCCCACCAUUGAUAGCAGAUGAAUUUAAAAGCUAGCAACAGUUGUUUUAACUUUUAAGCAUGGACGGAUGCUCAAAAAUGCCAAAAAACUUGAUGGCUAUCUCACGUUUCCCUUUGACCAUGCAUGUACAUUUUUUUACUGAAUAAAACUAAGUAUUCAUUUGUUUAAAAAAGUUAGGAAAUUUUUGUUAUGGUAUACCUAUUUGGUCCAGUUAUGUUUAUAUGAGCAGCUAACCAACAAUUUUUAGCUUCAAGAAAAGAAGAGUAGAAUUCUCAUCAA